AUGCAGCCGACUAUCCUCUCCCAGAAUGAAGCAGGCACUGUUUACUUGGUUGAUCUACCAACAUCAAUUCAAAAUGGUCAAGACGCCCUCCACGCUUUAAAAUCCUCGGAACCUCUUGAGUCUCCGUAUCCCAGCACCGAACCGAAAGGCGCAAAUCGAGUCGCUGCACUCGCUGCAAUCUCAUUGAAUGAACGCUCGUACCAUGAAUCCGUGCAGGAGAGGAUCUCUCUAGCACUAGCAGAGAUCCGGACUUGUUUGCAUGCAACUGGUCAAUGCGGCAUUUGGUGCUACCCUCGUCGUGCCUUGAUCACCCAUGCUGCUCCAGAGCUGAGCAAGAGUAAUUCUCCGUCGGCAACACCUGUUAUACUGUCAACCACCGAGCUUCGCACUCAGUUCUCCUCGUUUCGUGAUCUCUCAGGUAGUGUGGUCUGCAAUCUCCGAUCCGCCGCUGCCAUUGUUGCAGUGACGAGUCAUGGAGAUUUUGUUAUUCCACCAAGAUCUACAUUUAUUCUGGCAAGUCUCGAACACGGGUUGCCUGCUUUGUUGCUCGCCCGAGAAUAUUUCCUCCGCCACUGUCCUGAUUUUGACCUCAUUCUGAUGGAUCCACCCUGGUCCAACCGCUCUGUCCGGCAUUCCGGUGCUUACAGAACGCAAGAGGAUCAAGUUCAAGAUCCGUUCGAUCAAGCUCUGCGGAUUGUAAAGAGACUGUGUGCUCCACAGGGUUGGGUCACCGUCUGGAUCACCAAUAAGUCCUCCAUCCGGGCCAUGGUUCUGGAGACUUUGCAAGCUAUGGACCUCCGGUUACAGGAGGAAUGGUUCUGGAUCAAAACAACAAUUCAUGGUGAACCUGUUACCCAACUUGACGGAGUGUGGCGGCGACCAUAUGAGAUUCUCCUCCUAUUUCAGAGAGGCGCAUCGUCUGAGAAGACGAAAAGAAGGAUCAUCGCAGCCGUGCCAGACGUGCAUUCACGGAAACCGUGUCUCAAGAUGUUGUUGCAAGAGCUGUUGCCCCCGGAGUAUCGUGCACUAGAGCUGUUUGCAAGGAGUCUUACCGCUGGGUGGUGGUCGUGGGGUGAUGAAGUAUUGAAGUUUCAGCACGAAAGCCAGUGGGCUUACUCGUUCAGUGAGCUUAGUGGGGAGAGCCCUCUUUGA
Cladophialophora carrionii CBS 160.54 is the source of this 1152-nucleotide messenger RNA. RefSeq lists its product as uncharacterized. Lineage: Eukaryota; Fungi; Ascomycota; Eurotiomycetes; Chaetothyriales; Herpotrichiellaceae. The transcript has a single exon. Gene Ontology annotation, molecular function: nucleic acid binding; methyltransferase activity. Gene Ontology annotation, cellular component: RNA N6-methyladenosine methyltransferase complex; nucleus. The record is from RefSeq and is a predicted model, not a curated record. The coding region runs from base 1 to 1152 and encodes 383 amino acids.